GCAACAGACAGAAUAGCUCGAGUUUCACUGUCCUCUUUACAUUCUCGAGUAAAGCGCCAUUUGACCUAAAGGAAAAUGUCCUUAGAGCGUAAGUCGGAGGAGGAGUAUAAUUCACCCAGCGACGAAGCCCUGGAAGAAGUAAAUAAACACAUUAAAGAGGCUUUUAGUAUUCUGAAGAAAGAGACGAACAAAGUCCGCAAGGAGAAGGAAGCUUUUGACGAGGUGGCGAAGAAGCUUGAGCACAUCCACUUCUCAAAGAUGCUUAAACUUAAUGUCGGCGGCCACCGUUUCGACACCAGUUUGGAGACCAUGAGUAAAGAUCCAGGAUCGAUGCUGCACGCCAUGUUUUCUGGAAGAUUUGACACAAAACCCGGCGAAGAUGGAUCUUACUUCAUCGAUCGAGAUGGAACCCACUUCCGACAUAUCUUAAAUUAUCUUCGCACUGGAAAACUUAUGCUUCCGGAUGACAAAAUUGUGCGCAACGAAUUGCUAACCGAAGCCGAGUUUUAUCAAAUCGAGGGUAUAAUUGAAGAGAUGAGGGCAAGACCAUUCAAGGAUUCUAUGAUCCUUACAUCAGAACAACGCGAACAACUGAUCGACUUGCUGAAGGAAACGCUCGAAAGCGCAAGCGACGACUACGUUCUGUUAUACCGCGCUUCCAGGAAUGGUUGGACGGCUGCCAACUUUCACUCUUCUUGUGACGGCAAGGGACCCACGGUGACAGUGAUCAAGAGAGAUAAUUACAUAUUUGGAGGAUAUACUGAGGAACAGUGGGAUCCACCUGCUGGUGGAGCCAACUACAAAAAAGCUCACAAAGCGUUCCUGUUCAGCCUUGUCAACCCAAACGGUUUACCAGCUUCAAAGCUACCGCUGAUGCCUGGAAAAGAGGGGAAUGCAAUCUACUGCCACAGUGAUUAUGGGCCCACAUUUGGAGCUGGCCAUGAUCUUCGUAUUGUAAAUGCACCAAAUGCCAAAAACUGCUCUGUCAUCGUGUAUAACUCGUACCAGUGCCCAACCGGUCAGAAUGCUACCACAUUCCUUCAAGGAAACCAAGAUUUCACCAUCGGUGAAAUGGAAGUUUUUGGCUUUGAGAAGUAAUAUAGAAGCAUCCAUAAUUCUGUAAUUGGUGCAAUCGAUACUGUUUUUCAGGCGAUCGCGUUUUUUCAUGUGCUUUUCCGUUCAUAAAAUACUCGAUUGGUUUGUCAUUUUAGAAUAGGGUUAAAUUGUUUUCGAGAAAGGCAGAAUUCUUAAAAUAAACUUUUUUGAAACUUG
Molecule: messenger RNA, 1272 nt
Organism: Stylophora pistillata
Lineage: Eukaryota; Metazoa; Cnidaria; Anthozoa; Scleractinia; Pocilloporidae
Biological process (GO): protein homooligomerization
Molecular function (GO): protein binding
Source: RefSeq, a predicted model, not a curated record